Ipomoea nil (Japanese morning glory) is the source of this 1467-nucleotide messenger RNA. RefSeq lists its product as uncharacterized. The record is from RefSeq and is a predicted model, not a curated record. Bases 1 to 1467 code for a protein of 488 amino acids. Lineage: Eukaryota; Viridiplantae; Streptophyta; Magnoliopsida; Solanales; Convolvulaceae. The transcript has 9 exons.
AUGUCUUCCAUGUUCAUUGCUGUAAAAAACAUCAAGCCGGAACACCAGCUCAGGGCAAUCUGGGUGAGAGCAGUACGGGUAUACGAAGUGCCUGAGAAAAGGGGAGAGGGCCAGGCCAGUAAGAGCAUGGAAGUAUUGUUCCAUGAUGAAGAAGGAGACUACAUUCAUGCCAACAUUAUGAAAAAAGACAUUGUAAAAUAUAGAGAAAUAUUACAAGAAGGGAAAGUUUUUGAAAUCAAAAACUUCAUGGCUUCUACAAAUUACUAUGUCUACAAGAUUACAGAACAUGACUUCCUGAUCAAAUUCAACUAUAGAACACAAGUGAAGGAGAUACAUUUUAAUGGAUUUCCUUUCAAAAUGUUUCGCUUAAAGAGUUUCAUUGCUUUGAAAGAUCCUGCCGAUGUUAAUGACAAGGAACUGAUUGAUGUGAUUGGAAGGGUCAUUGAGAUCUAUAAUCCUGUGGACAAGAUUAUAGGUGGAAAGGCAACCAAACUGAUUGACUUUCAAAUUGAAGACAAUGCUGACAACACCCUGACAUGUACACUUUGGAAUGAACAUGUAUCUUCCCUUAUGCCUUAUUACAAUAGUGAUUCGAAAGAACCACUGAUUGUAGUCAUUCAGUGCUGUCGGGCUAAAGUUGUUAGUGGUGAGGUUAGAAUAACCAGUUCAUAUGAUGCUACGAAGCUUUGGUUCAAUGAGGAUUUUGAGGAAUUCCAUGAGUUUAAAUCAAAGUUGAAAGCUGAAAAUACUCCAAUGAGAAGUCUUAGUACUGGCACCCUACAUUCAAACUCUACAGGGAUUAGUGAGUUUAAAAAUGCUUCUGUUAUUGUCACUAACUGCCAUGAUCUUAAGAAGGUUAAAGAGAAACUAAAAGAACAGGAAGGAUCACUGAUUUGUACUAAGUGUCACAAGCCUUGUGUGAUGGGUACAGUUAGAUAUAAAGUUGUUGUAAUUGCUCUUGACAAAAGUGGAGAUGCUCCACUAUUGCUUUGGGAUAGAGAAGUGGCAGAACUUGUGGGUAUUCCUGCUUCGAUUUUGUAUGCAAAAUACAAGGAGGUUGAUGUUGAAGUGCCACCUGAGUUGGAUGCUAUAGUUGGAAUGAAGAUGCUGUUUAAGAUCAAUUUUAAACUGGCUCUAAAGAGGGGUCCCAAUUACCCAUUCAAUGUUGUGAGGGUGGUCAGGGAAGAACACUUGUUGAAAACCUAUAGUGAUAGGUUUGUGGAGCAUCAAGACCAAGACUUAAUGUCUAGGAUGAUUGAGGAGGAAACUAACCCUGAUGCAAUUUCUAAAGAAGACUCUAUUGGAGUGGAGGUUAAUAGUCCUGCAUCUGUCCAGCCCUCACAAAAGGAAGGAGAUGACAGUGUUGACAACUCUGGAGCUAUUAAAAGGUCACUUUUGGAUGAGUUUUCAUCAUCCAAAAGUAGGAAGAAGUUGAAGGAAUCAGAGAUCAAAAAGGAAAAAAUGUAG